AUGGCAGACAUAAGAGUGUUCUCUACAAACUGUUCGGUGAAAGAUCAGUUGAUAAACGAAAUAAAAUCAGGAAUAAAGAGGAUAGCAAUGUUUAACAGUUCUCUCCUGGAGAUAGUAGACACAGGUAAUAGUAUCACGAGAAGACUUUUCUUAGUCUUAUUUUUGUGAGUCAGUUAAACAAUAUUAUGACUUGAUAAAUUUCCUGUCUAUAUCAAAGUUGAAGAUCCAAUCGGUCAUCGGUUGGGAAAAGCUUCGUACAGCGUCGUAGCCAGGAUUUUUUUAGAGGUAGUCACAAUUUUUCACAUUCCGUCCCCCCCUCCCCCGCCCAUCUACCUCUUUUUAGACCUCAGUUCAUCACACGUACGUAACGUGCGUACCGUGCCAUGCAGCCGACGUGCCUGUCGUAUAAGCGUUUUUGUCUUUGAACGAAAGGCCCUUACAUCUAAAUUGAUUAACUGUAUUAAUCUGUAUCAGGAUAAAAAUUCUUAUAGUUACGUUCGUAGCAUUCUAUUGUAGUCAAGUCCCUAAAUAUCCUUAAUUUGUUUUAUCUCUAGAGAACUGUAAAUGUCCUCCCGUACUCGUUAACCUUAAUCUGACCAAGGACCUACAAGACCUUAAAGAAAAUAUUACAGUGCGCGGACAGACCAAAAUACCUUUAACUGCAAGUGUAAGCCGCGUUACCUGUAGCUUACCAGAAACAACAAGAUACUGGCACAUAAUUCAGAUUAACGAUCCUCCAGAACACUACAAAAUAAAGUUUCUUCAACUUCAGCUUAACAAGUCUAAAUCUAUUACAGUAACGCGAAGUCUGGAAAAGGAUGUAUUCUUGUACGUCAGUUACAUAUUUAAAGGUCUUGCACACGGCAAGAUCAUCGGAUAUGAUUAUGGUUACUUUAAGGUCAAACGUGAUCCCCCGAUCGCAAGCAUUAUGGGACUGUCAUGCGCUUCUAAAGGAGAGGGGAAUAUCAUCCUUAAUGGAUCGUUGUCGUAUAACCCAGAACCAGUUGGACAACUCAGUUUUACAUGGCUCUGUCGGAGAACUUAUGAAACAUUUUCUACUCCCUCCUAUAAUGUUGAUCUUCCAAACAUGCGCACAAACGUUUCCAAAGGUUGCUUUGGUAACGGUCCCGGAAUACUUAGCGCCACAACAAAUGUCCUUGUUGUUGAUGUCGACAAGAUGGAGGAGGGACAGACUUACGUGUUUGAGCUAAUUAUUACAAGUGGUCGGAAAACAUUUAACGUCAGUCAUCAAUUGACCAUUCACCAGGAAGUAAUUUUUUUUAUUAGGUAAGCUAUAGUCUAGAAAGAAAACUGUUUACGAAACAAGGAGAUGAGACGAUGAGACGAUUAAAUUGAGAUAAACGAGAACGAUAAAGAUGGACUGAACCGCACGAUUAAGUCGUGACGAGGGAUAAGAUCAUAUUUAAGUGUUACUUUUUGCGUUAUAUGAAUAAUAAAUUAUUAUUAUUACCAUUGUCACUGUUGUUAUCGUUAUCGUUAUGGUUAGCGUUGUCGUUGUCGUUAUCGUUAUCGUUAUCGUUAUCGUUAUCGUUAUCGUUAUCGUUAUCGUUAUCGUUAUUGUUAUUGUUAUUGUUAUUGUUAUUGUUAUUGUUAUUGUUAUUGUUAUUGUUAUUGUUAUUGUUAUUGUUAUUGUUAUUGUUAUUGUUAUUGUUAUUGUUAUUGUUAUUGUUAUUGUUAUUGUUAUUGUUCGCAGACCUCGGAAAGAAAUUUUAUUCUUGAUCACCGAUUUUGAAACUAGACGUUAUGCUGUUGCACUCAAAACGGGUUGUUUUCAGUGUAAUAUUCUUUAUUUGCAGUUGCAGUUACAACUGUGGCCCCAAACCAGUUAAUCCCAGGAAACGAACGGUCAUAAAAUCAAACUGUACAGGACGUCUUUGCAAAAACAUAACACGCUACGAAUGGACUUUGUUUCAAUUGGACUCUGCUGAUGUGAGCCGUUCUUGGAAAGAAGUCUCCGGCUUAGAGUACAAUAAUCCAGACUUAGAACUGAUUAGUAAUUAUUCACUUAAAGUGAAUACUUCUUACAAGAUAAAAGGUUCAAUUGAAGUGAUGAAAGGCAAGAUCAAGAAAAAAUAUUCAAGUUUUAAUGAGAUAACGUUUCAAACUAUGUCGCCCUUAUUAACUCCCAACGACACAUGUAAAGUAACACCGAAUGAGGGUUUUGCUUUGGAAACGAACUUCACAAUUGACUGUGACGGUUGGCAAGACCAAUAUGCAAACCUAACUUAUUCUUUCAGGUACGUUUCCUUAUGAUUUGAACUAGUUAUAAUGAUUUUCAAGGGAAACGAGAGUUACAUUGCUGUGUUAUUAUCUGUUCUAUUAUUUGUUGGGCAUUUUUGCUCUCAUUUUUUGUCGGGGAGGAGGGUUACCAAAGCCAAUGACAAAUAUUUUUCAUGAAUAAUAAUGCUGGUUAAAUCGAUGUUGGAGUUGUUUGAAUUUACUGUUGUUUGAAAUAAAAUUUUGCGAUGAGAUUUCAAUAACGAAAAUGUUUGCUUGUUCUCCUGGAAUUAACGAUCAAUCGAACGCACUAUAAGUUUUUCUAUUGACUUGCCAGCUCUAUGAGUAAAGAUAACAAGGUCUUCAACUUUCUCACUCCUUAGCUGUAAACUUUUUUUAAUGAUUUCAAUACUAGUUACAUUACUUCUACUGGCUCAGUUAUUUUGGAAAGUGCAACCCCGAUCCAUUACAUAUCAACAAGUAUUCCUGAAGGAAAACGAUCUGAAGGCCACAAUGUUACGAUACUUGUAAUCAUAGAAGAUACGACCGGCGCAAGUCAUCCGGACAAGUUUAUUGUGAAGGUACAUUAUAAUUUCUUUUAUUAUGAAUAAUAAUUAAGCUAGAUCGGACAUGUACUGGGAGACAGUAUUGGAAAUGCUUCUCCUUUGUAAAGCUCCUAGCUGCGAGAAAAGAUGGAUGAGGCUACUGAGUUUUAGAUUCAGCCAACAUUUUGUAAAACUUGAAAAAUGGGAAACUCACCAUAAUCAAGCCUACGUUUUGCCAAAUAAUUUAUCAUAAAUAGUUAUUAAUAACAAAGAGGACGUUUUUUAUCGUUGUUGUGAUUGAUGUUUUGUACAGCAGAAUGAUUGAAAAAACUUUACCCUGGCAGAACAACUACAGUUAUUUAUUUAUUUAUUUAUUUAGGAUAUAGAUGACAUUGUCGUUUGUCUACAUUGUCUUUUGUCUACGGCAUAUUAUCUUUCAUUUCGCUAGAAUUGACCUAAAAGCAAUGUACACUUCCUAGCUAGGCUAUGUUCACAGUAUACUGGAUAUCUUUUCGUGGCGCCACGAAAACCUAGCAUCCAGCAUAGAAUUAACAUUAACAGCCCCUUUUGGCACAUGUCGUUCACACACAUCGAACAAAGUGUCGGCGCGGUUAACCGCGAUGUUUGGUGUACUAAAUUUCCGUCCUCAUUCCUGAAUACAGUAUUUACUUCAGUUUCAGUGGCUUCCAGUCCCCGCUCCUUCUUACUUACUUCAGCGACGGGCCAAAUAGGUGUUCACACCGCACUACUGAGUAUGGCACAAACCGAACAGAUAUUUGACUCUCAACUUUCGAGAUCUGCGCCGCGCAGCUUCGCUCUUUCACAGAAAUCACGCCGCCACAACAUUUCCUGUGUGUGAGCAGAAGCCCUUUCGGGUAUGAUUUUCGUGGUGGUGCAAAGUAUAUCCUGUAUAGUGCAAACACAGCCUUAGAUUGCGAAGCCCAGAGUCCUCGGGAAUCUUACGAUUCCGCUAAUACCUACCUACCGGUAACAUAAUGUAACCGCUGACGUUAACAUGUGAUUGCCGUCAUGUUGCCUAGACGUUGUCACGUGUUAACGUUAUAUUUCUGUUUCCGGAUUCAUGAACUUUAGUUUUGUGAUAUAUGUAUAACUGUUGUUGUUAAUAAAGGUGAGGCCGUCUACAAAUACAUCAAAUGUGGCACAUGCAAUUGGUGACUUAGUGAAGAAAGGCGACGUCCGCAGAGCUACUACUACGGCCAUUUCUUAUCUUCUUGGUUCCAAUGACAGUCAGGUAAGUGUUUAAUGAAUCAUUAUCUUAACUGAACAUGUCACUUAAGAUUUUCAUGUCGUCGUUUAAAGUUGUCAUUGCGCAUUAGUUUUGCCUUUCACGCCUUGUUAUGUAAAUACAUACCCUGCGAGCAGAGGUUUCUUUCUGGCAUGGCUUAUAGCAUUUACGAAGUUGUCCCCGCCACUUGUCAGUCGCGAAGUCCGUUUGUUUACGUAAACAAACCAACUACGCCGCUGAACACGUUCCAGGUUCCCUGUUAAAAAAAUGUUACAACUUUUUUCGAUUUGAUAUCCCUUAUUUUGAGUCCCAAAUUCUACAGAACGAAGUGAGCCCUUCUAUUCCCCCGCCUUCCCUCUCCCCCCCCCCCCUCCAAAAAAAACAUAAACAUAGACUAAUGAUGAAGCCUUUUUUACCACUUCAGAGCAAGGACACCAUUUUGAGUUCUAUGGCUAAAGUUAAAGUCACAAAGAUCAGCGAGGCAACUCAGCUUACAACUAUUGCUGUUUUGGCAACUCAACAAAGAGACAAAAUUCCUCUUGAAACCCUGGCAAGUAUUUGAUAAUGGCCGAUAUUAUGCCCGGGAGGAAAAAGCGGUCUGAGACUUAAAUGUCCUGUAAAAACAGUUAUUAAGACAGACGCAUUUCAUUUAAAAAAAUACAAUGUACAGUAUUCUGUUAAGUGCGCCCCUGUAAUUUUAAGGUCUCUCUCUGAAUUUAAAGAGGGUCUGGAUGGGGUUAACUGACAACUGAAAAAUAGCCGAAAAUUUAACUGACUACUGACAUUUGCCUUGGGUUUUACUUUUAACUGACAAAGGACCUGAUUGUCCCUUAUUUUCUACAAAACCCAUUUCUAAGUCCUUAAAUAGCAUUGUUCCACUCUUUUCAUCAGACAAUGUGAUCAUACGUGCGUUUUUAGGGGUAAUCUUAACAGCAAGACGCUUAAGUGUGAUAUUUCGUUAAUGAUUUUACUGUAAAACCCAUGUGUUUCAUGAACCAUCUGUUGUAAAUGACCUAUCAUCUCAAAUUUAAGCUUCUCUGAAUGGCUGCUCAGAAUGAGGGCGUUACAAAAACAAUUGCAAGUUUUUACUGAGAUGAUUCAGGGACGGUUUUUCUUGGUCGUCUUACGAUCUUCAUCCCAAUAUCAUACCUGCCAACUUUUUCUGAGUCAAAUGCGUGGGCCUACCCCCCAAAACUUAAAAUGUUAAACAUUAUACCUAUCGUCAAAGCUGACGACGAGACCGACACUUCUAAUUAUAGGCCAAUUUCAUUAUUAUCUAAUGUCAAUACAAUCUUCGAAAAAAUUAUGUACGGCAGAAUGAGAGACUUUAUUAAAAAGUACAGCCUAUUAUAUUCGUCUCGAUAUGGUUUUCGUCAAGCUCACUCAACCCAACAUGCUAUUCUUGAUAAUAGAAACUAUACAAACCAACAUGGACAACGAACUCUUUUGAUGUGGCGUUUUUAUUGCCUUAAAAAAAGCCUUUGACACCGUGAAUCAUACUAUUUUACUUGAUAAACUAAAUUAUUAUUGUUUCCGUUGGAAUUGUCAAUCAAUGGUUUUCCUCUUAUUUAUCAAAUCGCACACAGACUACUGAAAUUGGCUCUCAUAUAUCGAGUAAAAUAAAUAUCAAUUGCGGCGUACCGCAAGGAUCUGUCCUAGGCCCACUUCUCUUCUUACUUUAUAUAAAUGACAUCCAAUAUUGUUCGAGCAAACUCCAAUUUUUCCUUUUUGCUGACGACACUAACGCUCUUUAUGCUCAUAAAGAUUUAAAGACACUGAAACUAACAGUAACUGCAGAAGUACACAACUUGUAUAACUGGCUGACUUCAAAUAAGCUUUCUCUGAGUAUUAAAAAGCCAAACUAUGUAAUUUUUCGUCCACACCAAAAAAAAAACCCAACUAUGAUCCCCAGGUUAUUUUUGACAAUAAAAUCAAUAAAAAGGUUACCCUUGAACACAAAACUUUUAUUAAAGAUCUUGGACUGUUAAUCGAUGACAAUAUAUUUUGGAAGACCCAUAAUCACUCUAUUGCAAACAAAAUAAGUAAACAACUGGGCUAAUUGCGAGAUUAAAAAAUAUUGUUCCCACUUGCACCCUCCUAAAUAUUUAUCAGUCACUAAUUACACCUUAUCUAACCUACGGUCUUUUUAGGCUUGGGGCAACGCGUGUAAAACUUUCCUUGACCAAAUUCUUGCCCUUCAAAAACGCGCACUGCAUUUAAUAUAAUUUGCUGAAACAAACCACCACGCAAUACCUAUUUUUGUCAAUGCAAAAAUUCUAACUUUACAGGCUCUAUAUUAUGAAUCCGUUUGUAGUCUUUUGUAUGGUGCAAAUAAAAACACUGCUUCGAAUAAUAUUUAGAAACUCUUCUCUCGAAUUUCUAGUGUUCAUAAUUACAAUACUCGUGCCUCAACCUCUGAACAUUUUUAUACUAAAGAAUCUCAAGUCAGUGUCAAACGAAAUGCUUUCUCGCGUGUUGGGGUCAAAAUUUGGAAUGGGAUACCUCAAAUUCUCAAAGAAAGACCGAAAAAAGCUUUUAAAAGAUCACUACAAGCAAUGCUACUCGAUAUCCUUCAAACUGAACACUCCUAUAUUGAUGUUGAUACGACUAUUGUGAAAAUGAAAAAGUAAUUCUCUUGUCCUUUAUUUUCAUUUUAUUUUAUUUUUAAAAUUUUACUCCAAUAUUGUCCCUGUAUUUAAGUAGAAUAGUAUUUAUUGACUGUAAAUUAUAUAUACUUAUAUAACGUCUACUUUCUUUGUAUUUGUCGAGUUUGUAGUAAAUUAUGUAGCCUGGCAUGCCUCGAAUAGCCUCGCUAGUAUGGUAUUUUGUUAUAUUUCCAAAUUUAAAUAAAGUUGAAUUUCGCAUCAAUAAUGUCCAAAUAAAUUUCAUUUCAUUUCGUAAUUUCCUUUUUUCAUAGGAGAAUACUGCUAGUGUGCUAGACAAUACAAUCAUCUUCCUUCUUAAAAAUGCUGUGAAUAACAGAGAUGAAGUUGAACAGAACAUUGGCAAAAACACUAUAAAAGGAUUGUCUAAUAUUCUUCACGCCUCUUCCAACGUGCCCGACAACCAGGUAAUUUUUAAGCAAAAUGGGUGAGAGAUUAUGGAACCCUAUUAUGGGGUCAAAUAGCUCCACUACUCGAAGUACAGAUCAUACACAAACUCGCAGUUUUUGCAUUCAGUGAGCCAAUAAAAAUGCUUACGGUAUUUCAUAUCGUGGACCAGCCCGUGCAAGUUAACCCUCAGACGUACAAGAGGUGGGUGGGUGGGGGGGGGGGGGGAUUGAAUGGGUGCACCCCCUCCCGGCGAGUUUGCAGAGUUUUCCCCAGCGGAUAAAUUCUCGGCUCGUGGCGUUCCCGGGGGGUGCUCGUUCAUCCCCCGUGAGAUUGUUGAAAAAGUUUCCGGUCUUGUCCUUUAAUUGGGUGUUAUCAUUUAGUGGGUAGACGAUCUAACAGUAGCGGUGGGAAAUCCUCGUUUAAAAGAAAAAUUUAUAAAAGUAAUGAGGGUGAAAGAAAGACACACUCUUAUAUGCACAAAAAACCCCCCACCUAGAAAAAAAAAACACAAAAAACUCUCGUUUUUUUUUAUAUAAAAAGAAAAAAAAAAAGUUUUUUGUUUUUUUUCCGGUGGGGCGCAGCCGGAGAAAGAACCCCCACGGGGGGGGGGGGGGGGGGGGGGGGGGGGGGGGGGGGAGUGGAUGGAUGCCACCCCUCCCUGAGAUUUUUCUGAGUUUUUCCCAGAGGAUAAAAUAUCAGCGCCUGACGUUUUCGGUAGCUGUUCUUUCAUCCCUCGCGCAAAUUUUGAAACAAGUUCAGUAGCUUUCAUUGAUAUUCAGUUGCUAUGGUUACGGGAUAUGACGUUAUAGGUAGCAGUUGGUCAAGCCAGUUUUGGGUGAAAAUACAUGUUUUUUCAACUUUUUUUCAACAAUAAAAGUAAAUCUUAAGACUAAAAUCAUGCAGAGUGCUUAUUUAUGUGUUAUUUAUCAUGUAAAGCUCCAAAAGUACUAUUUCUCGCGGUUUUAGCCUAAUUUCUAGUUCUUGGCAAAAUCCAGGAUGGCGACCGUUGUUGGUGACGUCACAGGCGUCCAGUAGCCCCACCACCCUUUUAAAAUAUACCUCAUCUUGUUAAGAGGAUCAAAGGCUUUCUACUAGGGCAAAAUCAUUUUCAAAUAUUGCAACAGAUCAAAAUCUCCGUGGAGGGGUUACCCCCCGUACCACGGUGGGGGUAUGAAUUUGGGUGUACGUCCGAGGGUUAAAAUGAUGUAGUCGUUGCCUCAAGGGCUAAGUGAAAACUAACAUUAAUCAUUAUUCCAUUACAGGCUAAAAAUGUAACUGAGAGAAUCCUUUUCCUAGUGGAUACACUUGCAACGGCACUGCUAUCCAUAAAAACAUCUGGCCAGAGACAGAGUGUCUAUGACAGCGAUUUCAUCAAAAUGAGACUUUGGCGACAAAGGCCAGCAAAUAUUGGAAACAAAACUUUCAGUGGACAUGAGGAAGAGGGAAAUGUGACCUUUCCAUCUGCCGACGUCUUAUUUAGCAGCGACAAAAAUAUUCAGAAACCAGCAACGGUCGAUACCCAGGUGAGUUAGCAUUAUCUGCCCAUAAAUCCGAGACUCCGAGACCGGAAGGCAAAAAAAAAAUUAGGGACUCCGAGAAGUCGAAAUCACCCGAAAACGAUAAAGUCGAGACUCAUCAAAAACGCGUCCGAGAUCUCGAGAUCAGGCCAAAAUUUUUCGAGACCUACGUUUUUCGAGGUGACAUUCUAUACCCGUGCCAGGAUUCUUCCGCCAUAUGCGCGGGACUCGUAGUUUUCUGCUAUUCCCAUUGGAAAGCUUACUAGCAAGCUACCUUUAUUGACCCAAAAUAUUGGGUCACCAACAAAUAACCUACUGCAAAUAUGGGUAUCAAACCCUUUUUUCCAAAGUAAUUGUAUUAAAUCCGUUCAAAUAAUAUAUAAAUUUAGGCAAGGAUAUAAAAAAAGGAGUUGCCGUUAAUAAAUAGACAUCCACUGAAACCUAAGCCUGCGAUAAUCGGAAACAAGCAACUUGUCAGGGGAGAACUUCAAAAAACAUGUCACCUCGAUGGGUUGACACCGGAGCCCGCAAUACGGUCAUAUGGUACUGGUCAGCUGAUACCUUGUUUUGCCAGUGACAAUUGUCAAUUGACCACGCCAAGGAUGUGCAGUAUCAGAUAACAGGCUCCCACACUAGCCAGAAAGUUUGACAUUUAAUGUUGUUUUCCCUGUGAUGCGGAAGGACGAGCAGUCGGGCUGAAGUACGCUCACAUGAUUACCAAAAUUUUUCGGAUGGAUAGAUUAGGAGCUCCACUCGCGCAUGCUUCGAGUGAUUGCGUCUACACCCCCGAAAAUUCUUACAGAGCGAUUUAAGCUACCCGUAAGAGAAAGUCGUCUGUUUUGGCUGAUGAAUUAUUCAACAUUUUCUCUUUUUUCUCCUUUCUUUUCUUUUUUUUUAUUUUUUAUCUAGAUUGUAACUUUCACGGACAACCCAUACUUAUGGUCGGAUGCCUCGACAUUAAUCAGAUCGUCCGUUUUGAGCCUGGAUUUAAAGAUGACGGAUGGAUCACACCUUCAGAUCUCUAAUCUUAGUGAGCCUAUAAAACUGUUCAUUCCAAUAAAGGAAUCAAAGGAAACGGAAAAUGCACAAGAUCAUUAUUUUGUUAACUCAAGUGUUAUUCAAUAUCACAAAGUUAAACUUAGAAGUGCCCUCGAAACUGUUUUUGUAAAAAUAAUAUCAGACAAUGAUGCUAUUUUAGACGUUUUUGUAAGUGCUGGUGUAAAACCAAAUGCGGAGAAUUACACCUUUACAAGACGAAUUCCGGACUCUGAUAACACUUCGUGUCUCGGAACUGGUUUCUUUAACUGUGCAAUCAACCCAUAUAUGUUUAAAUUUUCGAGCAACUUCACAGGAGAUCAUUUCAUAGGCAUCCGUCUGGUGUAUGACAGAACCAAGCCUGUGUUGAAAUCUAUUGCAAAAAGCCACGUCCGACGGAAGCGUUGGUGGAUUAACGUGAAGGAACCCCCCACGACUCCUAUCUCGACAAUAAAGGUAUUGCCAAAGUACGACAGUAAAACCGACGUUAAUUACUCAAUGUCAGUUAAAAUUAGGACCUGUCUCUACUGGGCUGAGAAAAAGCAGGAUUGGACAAGUGAAGGAUGCAAGGUAGGUCUUUUAGACUUUCCUCAUCAGUAUCGUUAGCUUGAUGUCCAUGAUUACCAUCACAAUUAUCAUUAACACAGUCAUUGCUUUUGACAUUGUCAUAAUUAUGAUCGUAUUCGUAAUCAUAAUCAUUAUCUCCAUCAUUGGCAUUAUCAUUAUCAUUGCCGUUAUCAUUAACACUGUCAUUGCCAUUGACAUUGUCAUAAUUAUCAUCGUAUUCGUAAUCAUAAUCAUUAUCUCCAUCAUUGGCAUUAUCAUUGUCAUUAUCAUUAUCAUUAACACUGUCAUUGCCAUUGACAUUGUCAUAAUUAUGAUCGUAUACGUAAUCAAAAUCAUUAUCUCCAUCAUUGGCAUUAUCAUUGUAAUUAUCAUUUACACUGUCAUUACCAUUGACAUUGUCAUAAUUAUCAUCGUAUUCGUAAUCAUAAUGAUUAUCUCCAUCAUUAGCAUUAUCAUUAUCAUUGUCAUUAUCAUUAACAAUGGCAUUGUCAUGGACAUUGUCAUAAUUAUCAUCGUAUUCGUAAUCAUAAUCAUUAUCUCCAUCAUUGGCAUUAUCAUUAUCAUUGUCAUUAUCAUUAACACUGUCAUUGCCAUUGACAUUGUCGUAAUUCAAAAGGUUGAGUUUGAUCGUCCGGGUGAACGUAGUCCUGAAUAGGACUGUUGUUGUUGACAGUGUCAACAGCAACAGUCCUAUUCAGGACUACGUUCACCCGGACGAUCAAACUCAACCUUUUGAAAUGACUCCUGGGUUCAAACCUUUCACAUUGUCAUAAUUAUCAUCGUAUUCGUAAUCAUAAUCAUUAUCUCCAUCAUUGGCAUUAUCAUUAUUAUUGUCAUUAUCAUUAACAAUGGCAUUGCCAUUGACAUUGUCAUAAUUCUCAUCGUAUUCGUAAUCAUAAUCAUUUUCUUCAUCAUUGGCAUUAUCAUUAUCAUUGUCAUUAUUAUCAACAAUGGCAUGUUAACUUUUGUUAUCGCUAUUGUCAUCAUCAUCACCGACAGCGUAAUCGCUAUUGUCAACGUCAUUUCCAUUUAUAUUGUCAUUGUCAUUGUCAUUACCAUAAUCAUUAUCAUUGUCAAUGUGGUUGUCACUAACAUCGUCCUACGUGCAGAGAUGACACCAUGUUCCUCACCAUUAAAUGUAAGCGAAUUUUGCUGGAUUUGAAAUCCAAGUUCAGAAAAACACAAAUAAGACGUCACUCUCUAUCUCCGAAAAGUUAACAAUAAAAUUAUUCAGACAUGUUAAACUAAGACCGUUCGAUUUCAAACUACGUAUGUCAUAUAAAAUAUACUGGUAGAAUGAAGAAUUUCCCACUUUCUAGUUUCGCGCGCUAUCGUUUUAACGGUAUCACGAGGUGCAGACCAGUUGUUUGGGCUAAUUUGGUUUCGUUUGUGGACUUGACCCUCUACUUUAGAAAAGCCCCUAUACAUAAAGGAUCAUUCGCGUGGAUUCUAUUUGUUUUGGGCGUUUGCGCUAUACUAAAAUGUUGUUUCCUGUUUAAAGGUUGGAUCGGAUGGAGGCAGUGGCACUCUGCAAUGUUUGUGCAAUCACCUGUCGGCGUUUGGAGGAAAUAUUUUUGUAGCUCCUAACCCUAUCGACUUUGAAACAGUUCGGAAACGAUUCAUAGAUCCAGAACCCGACGACUUUGUCGUUCUUGUAACUGUGUGCAUUAUAUUUGGCAUUUACUUUAUCGGUCUAGUACUUGCCCGUCGAGCCGACAAUAACGACAAAAGAAAGGUCAGUAUAUUAGCUUCAAGUAUUACUAAGAACCAGUUCAUUUAAAGCUACUUUUAUAGUAUAGAGAUUGCAGGAGUGAAUCCGCUACACGGUUAGCUCGGUUAAAUAGGGGAGAGUCUGUCGAGUUAAGCUCAUGAGUUCAAAUCCCGUUACAACUUUCAACCGGAGUUUUCAAAAAGCUUGUAAGAUCAUAUUGGCGGAUAAUCAAAAUCUUGUCUCAGUUCAGGUGAUUGCGUCCUAAUAUUUGGACGUUGAUGUAAGGCCGUCAGGCUUAAACGCUCAUCAAAUUUCACUUUUGUUAUUCGUUUGAUUGUCACGCAUGCUACUGGAUUGAUUUGCCACCCACCAACCCUGGGUUGUGAUUAUUACUCUCAUCGUUUUGGCGACUGUCACUUUUUCUGAACAUGAACAAUGACUUCUCUCCUUCAGACCUGCCUAAAGUUAUUGGCUACACGCGGUUCUUGUUAUUAGAACUGAUCAAUCUUAUAGAACACAGGGAGAACAAGAAAAGAUGAGGGAAUUAAUACUUAGGAAAGGGUAGAGCUGCAUCAGUGGACGAAAACUUAUGAUGUUACAAUUCAAAUUGUUUCCUAGAGAAAUGAAAAAAGUUUAAGGUUCCCCUUUAUUAGAUAAGAGAGGUAUCCGUAUCAACUUUCCAAUUCGUGACAUAACCAAUGUAUCCUACAAAGAAUGCUGGCCAUUAUUUUGUUGAGAGAAAAAAAAAAGCAGCGUAUCUUCGAUCAGCUUAACAGUUGCUCUUAUAUAUCAGCUUAACUUUUUAUAAUCUUUAUUUUAGGUCGUUGCAAAUGUGUUCAUAACUACAUCCUUAAAUAUGGAUGGCCACAAUACUAAAGGAGAAAGAGAGAGAGUGGAUAACCCAUGUCAGUUACAUUCAACCGCUGAUUCUUCUGACAAAAACGUUUACCACGUAAGCAUCGAAACGGGAAUGUGGAUGAACAGUGGGACAUCUGCAAAUGUUGUACUUAUAAUAAAUGGUGAAAAAGGAAGCAGCGGAGAAAUUUCGUUGACAGAUCCUUUGGCGAGGAGAAAAUUAUUUUCCCGUGGAAGUGUCAAUAAUUUCAUUCUCGCAUUGCCGAAUUCAUUGGGAAACCUUACAGAUAUCCUUAUAUGGCAUAACAACAAGGGAUCCAAUCCGGCAUGGUUUCUUCAAGAAAUUGUCGUAACCAACCAGCAAACAGAGGAAGAGUGGUACUUUUUUGCCCACCAGUGGCUUUCUCUAGACAAAAGAGGUGGCUCUGUUGAGCUCUAUCUUGAACCCAGGAAAAAGGACAGACUUGCGUUAUUUAAACCUCUCUGCUACGGAAGAACGGCGCGAAACUUAAGCGAGGGACACAUUUGGAUUUCACUGUUCACACGACCCCCUCAAAACCCGUUCACGCGAUGCCAGCGUUUAUCUUGCUGUCUUUCUCUUCUUUUAACGGCCAUGGCUACCAACGCUAUGUUCUAUAAAAGAGGCGAUUCUAAGACUGAUGACACCUUUAAAUUUGGGCCUCUAGUCAUGAGCUGGACACAAGUCAUAAUUGGAAUUGAAAGCAGUCUGAUAGCUUUGCCACCUAACUUACUCGUGGCCUUAAUGUUCAAGAACAUAAGAUCAAGCGGUGAAUUCUAUGAUACGGUAGAGGGACGUAAGAAAACAAAGACUCGGGGUUUCCUGCCACCGUUUUUUCUUUACAUCGCUUGGUUGUUUUGUCUUGCCAUUGCUGUGAUUGGAGCCACCAUUACGGUGCUCUAUAGUCUCACAUGGGGGGCAGAUAAGUCCAACCAAUGGUUGACAUCUAUACUGGUGUCCAUUUUUCAGGAUAUCCUUAUCAAUCAACCCGUUAAACUGUUAGCCUUCGCGAUAGUCCUAUCACUUUUGAUCAAAAAACCACCAGAGCAAACUGUCAUUGGGCCAUCUUUUUUCCAGAGCCCAGAGGUAAACCAAAUCAAGGCUACGUCCACCGAAGACAACAAAACUGAAAAGGAAGUCUGCAGUAAAAACUGGGACAUGGCUCAGAUUUUUAAAGAAUUUGCGUCGUUUCUGGUCUUAAGUAUCAUCCUCAUGUUUGUAGUUUAG
Porites evermanni is the source of this 14013-nucleotide messenger RNA. The record is from the annotation of a GenBank genome assembly. Lineage: Eukaryota; Metazoa; Cnidaria; Anthozoa; Scleractinia; Poritidae.